Messenger RNA from Colius striatus (speckled mousebird), 1905 nucleotides. RefSeq names its product interferon regulatory factor 7 (gene IRF7). The record is from RefSeq and is a predicted model, not a curated record. Bases 88 to 1626 code for a protein of 512 amino acids. NCBI's taxonomy places the organism in Eukaryota, Metazoa, Chordata, Aves, Coliiformes, Coliidae. The transcript has 11 exons. Gene Ontology annotation, molecular function: DNA-binding transcription factor activity, RNA polymerase II-specific; protein binding; RNA polymerase II cis-regulatory region sequence-specific DNA binding. Gene Ontology annotation, biological process: immune system process; regulation of transcription by RNA polymerase II. Gene Ontology annotation, cellular component: nucleus.
AAGGGAGCGUGCGGAGGAGCGGAUAAAAGGGCCGGGUUGCCGCCCGCUCCGACCCGCGUCCCGCAGCGCCGAGCUCCCCGCGGCGGCAUGGCAGAGCACCGGAGCCAGGGGGAGCCCGAGAAGCUGCGGUUCGUGCCGUGGCUGCUGCGCGCGGUGAGCAGCGGGAAGUACCGCGGGCUGUGCUGGACGGACCGGGAGCGCAGCGCCUUCCGCGUCCCCUGGAAGCACAACGCCAGGAAAGACGUCACCAGCAGCGACCUGGAGGUCUUCAAGGCCUGGGCAAUGGCAAGUGGACGGUAUGAGGGAUAUCCUGAGGACCCAGCCAAGUGGAAGACCAACUUCCGCUGCGCCCUGAGCAGCACUCGCAUGUUCAAGCUGCUGGAAGACCGCUCCAAGUGUGGCGACGACCCGCACAAGGUCUUCACUGUCACCCCUGAUGCCCUCAGGCACAGCAAGGAGGGAGAUCUCAUCAACCCAAACCCUGCUCUGGGCCAGCAGCGGCAGCUGGAGCUCAACCCCCAGGAUGCGUACUCAGAAAACUCUCCCCCAGGCAGCAGCGACCUUCCACAGUCCAUGCUGCUGGAGGACCUGGAGCUGUUGCAGUUGGUGCUGCAGCACUGCGACAUCUCCUGUGACCUCGGCCCCCAGCCCCCACCCUGGGAACCCAGAGGGGACCCCCCGCACCAGGAUGCCCUGCUCCAGCCUCACCCAGACCCGGGCCAAAACAACGGCCUCCCCACAUCAGCAUUUGAGGAAUGGGUGCCCGUGGCAGAGCAGCACCCCAUGGGCACCUACAGUUCCCCAGCCCCUAUGCUGCUGGAACAGCCAGGGCGAUGCCAACGCUGCCCAUCCCCCACAGCAGCUGUGCCUCUGCUGUGCCACCUGCCCCAGCCCGCCGGUCCCGUGCCCUCUCCAGGGCAGGCGAUGCUCUUUGCCCCUGCUGCCAGCCCUGCACCACCACCGCCCCAGGAAAGCACAGAUGGCAUCAUCCCCACUCUGGACAUCAGCAUCUACUACCGAGGGAAGCUCUUCCUGCGGGAGGAGGUGGGGGGCAGUGGGUGCCUGCUGGUGUACCAGCCCUUGGACCCAGCAGUGGCCCUGCGGCCCGGGCACCUGCUGCGCUUCCCCAGCCCUGACGAGCUGCCCGACCAGAAGCAGCGGCAGUUCACCGAGAAGCUGCUGGGCAGCGCCGGGCUGCAGCUGGAGCAACGCGCCCACAAGCUCUUUGCCACCCGCCUGAAGAAGUGCAGGGUCUUCUGGGCCCUGUCCCAGCAGCUGGAGGGUGCCAGGGAACCCCCAUACAACCUGCUCUGCCGGGACCAAGAAACACCCAUCUUUGACUUCAAUGAGUUUUGCACAGAGCUGAGGAGAUUCCGCAACGGCCAAAGGCAGCAGUCCCCCGACUUCACCAUCUACCUCUGCUUCGGGCAGUGCCUCUCCAAUGCCAAGCCCAAGGAGUCCAAGCUCAUCCUGGUCAAGCUGGUACCCAAGUUCUGCGAGUACUGGUACGAGCAGGUGCUGCGGGAAGGAGCCUCCUCCCUUGACAGCGGCACCGUCAGCCUCCAGCUCUCCGACUCCUUCAGCCUGUUUGAGCUCAUUGAGCAGUGCAACAUGCAGCUGGACUGACCCUCACCCACGCCACCGCCCGUACGCCCCAGGACAGCAGCAGCAGGCAGUGGGGGCCAUGCCACCUGCAGCCCCAGGAAGGCCAUGGCAGGAUGCCCGUGGCAGGGGCCUUUCCUCCUGUGCCCUCCCGCCCCACAGACAGCUUCACUGGCUGGUCCCGGAGCUGACACGUGGCUUUUCCCCUCCCUCAGCUGCCAACCUGUGGUUUUGUGGAGUGGUCCUUUACAGAUGUAUUUUCUGAAGUUUUCUAAGUUAAAAUAUAUAUGUGUAUAUAGAGAA